UGUUUAUUUCCUUUUUAAAAAGUUGUGUAUCUAUCAUGAAUGCCGGUGAGGGUAAGACGCUGGGGAAAGUUCGCUGCUGCCGCCUUCACCGCGUGUGAAGAUGGGCCCCAACAUGUAGAGAAAAACUAAAGAAAGAAAGCUGGGGAAAGUUUCUAACAAGACAUGCACAAUUCAAUUCUGGAGAAACGACGAUAUUAUUACCAUCGAGUUUCUUAGAAAUGCCAACGAGAGUCAUGAUCUAUCACAAGGAUUUAUAUAAAGGUUUUAAAGCAUUCUUUCAUGACUAACAUGUAGAGAAAAACAAAAGAAAGAAAUCACGAUGGCAUCUGCACGAGAGAGGUUGGCUCAGCUAGCAUCCAUAACUACCAGUCUGAUGGUUGCGUGGGCUAUGUUUCAGCGAUCCUUUCUUCAUGGGCUGCCAAGCUUCAUCUUGGACUAUCCUCAAAUAUUGCCAAGUUUCAUUUACCCUUACAUCGAAAUCAGGUUCAACGAGUUCAGCGCAGAGCAUCUCGUAUUGCGGAGCGAAGCUUACUCUGCCAUUGACAACUACCUUAGCUCCAUUAAGUCCUUUAUGCACACAAAGCGGCUGAAGGCGGACAUAGUUCAGAACAGCCAGUCUCUUAGUCUUAGCAUGGAUGACGGCGAAGAGAUUGCUGAUGAGUUUGAAGGGUUUAAAAUAUGGUGGCCUUCUGGGAAAAUUAGAAAUCCCAGUCCACCAAUAUCACUGUCUUUUCGCCCAACAUCGGAGGACAAGAGAUACUACAAACUCACUUUCCAUAAACGACAUCGUGAUCUCGUUCUCGGGCCGUACCUGAAUGGCGUCCUGAAGGAGGGUAAGGCGAUUAAGCUGAGAAACCGAUCACGAAAGCUUUACACCAACGCAGGGCCGUACUGGAGCCCCGUGGUGUUUGAGCACCCGGCUACGUUUCAGACAAUAGCAAUGAAUCCAAAGAAGAAGAAAGAAAUUAUCGACGACCUCAUCGCAUUCAGCAAAGCGGAAGACUUCUAUGCAAGCGUUGGGAGGGCUUGGAAGAGAGGGUACCUACUUUACGGUCCUCCAGGAACCGGCAAGUCUACCAUGAUUGCUGCCAUGGCCAAUCUUCUAGGCUACGAUAUUUAUGACCUUGAAUUGACUGCGGUGAAGGAUAACACCGAGCUGAGGAACUUGUUAAUUGAAAUUUCAAGCAAGUCUAUUAUUGUGAUUGAGGACAUUGAUUGUUCCCUUGAUCUCACUGGUCAAAGGAGGAAGAAAAAUGAGAAAGUGGAGGCAGGAAAGGAUUCGAUUUCGAGGCAAAAGCUAGCAAAGGACGAAAUGGAUACCAGAGCCUCCAGUCAGGUUACUCUUUCUGGGCUCCUAAAUUUUAUUGACGGUAUUUGGUCAGCUUGUGGUGGGGAAAGGCUGAUUGUGUUCACGACAAAUUACGUAGAGAAUUUGGAUCCAGCUCUGAUUCGAAAGGGACGGAUGGAUGUGCACGUAGAGUUGCCGUAUUGCAGGUUUGACGCGUUCAAGGUGCUGGCUAAGAACUAUCUUAAUCUUGAAUCUCAUACCUUGUUUCCCAAAAUCAGUGUGCUGUUGGAAGAAACAAAUAUGACUCCAGCUGAGGUUGCGGAUCAUUUGAUGGCCAAUGCGGUUUUAGGAGACGCGACAUUUAGUUUGCAGAGUUUGAUCCAUGCUCUUGAAACGGCAAAAGAAGAAGCGAGAUUGAGAGGCGCUGAGGGAGAUCAAGCAAGAAAGAUCCAACAGUUAGUUGAAGAGUAGUGGGGAGCCAACAAUUCCGCACCCGUAUUUUGUAAUUCAUGAUUGUAUUGGCUUGCCAUUGUUUUCUCGUCCUAAUCUCCCUCUUUCAUGUUACUUAACCCUCGUUUGAUUGCAGACGAGAUAGUAAUACCAUAAUAGGAAUGAUAUAGUUUGUGAAUAGUGACGAAAUGGGUUGUAUUAAAAUGUUUUAUGAAAUUAAAAUAUUGUUAGAAUAUAAAUUUUUAAUAUUAUUAUUA
Messenger RNA from Carya illinoinensis, 1995 nucleotides. RefSeq names its product AAA-ATPase ASD, mitochondrial-like. The coding region runs from base 320 to 1759 and encodes 479 amino acids. The record is from RefSeq and is a predicted model, not a curated record. NCBI's taxonomy places the organism in Eukaryota, Viridiplantae, Streptophyta, Magnoliopsida, Fagales, Juglandaceae. Gene Ontology annotation, molecular function: ATP binding; ATP hydrolysis activity. The transcript has 2 exons.